AUGGAGUUACGUAAAGUCUUAAGUGGGCCGAUGUUAGGACACAUGUGUGGAAGUACUAUACUAAUAUGCUCAAUCGGUUAUCAAAUUGUCAUGUCCCUUUCUGUAAAUAUCACCAAAUGUGUGAUGAGUUUUCUCUACCUCGGAUAUAACAUGUUUAUACUUUAUAUGAUAUGUCGCUGGUGUGAAGAUAUCACUAAACAGGGUGAGGGUGUCGGAUUCGCAGCAUACUGCUCAGGAUGGGAACGUGGUUAUACAACGAUUCCCGGAGUGCGCUCAAGUCUUUUGAUAAUACUUACACGCGCUAAUAAACCGCUUGUGUUUACAGCUGGGGGAAUGUAUGACCUCUCUUUGGAUAACUACUCCAAUUUGGUGAAGACAUCAUACAGUGCUCUGACAAUGUUGCUCCGAUUCCGCAACGAGUGA
Parnassius mnemosyne (clouded apollo) is the source of this 423-nucleotide messenger RNA. The record is from the annotation of a GenBank genome assembly. NCBI's taxonomy places the organism in Eukaryota, Metazoa, Arthropoda, Insecta, Lepidoptera, Papilionidae.